AUGGCGUCAGCAAACUUCUUCUCCCUCUUGGGGGGAGACGAUGUAGAGGAUCCGGGAGUCUUCUUGGCUCGCGCUGAGGAGGAACAAGCCAAGAAAGCAGCAGCAGCUCCUAAGAAAGAUUCCAAGCCUGCCGCUAAGCCAGCAGCCGCCGUGAAGGCCACACCUGCUGCGCCAGCCGCCGGUCGCGGAGCCGGCGCAGGAAGAGGAGGCGGAGGUCGUGGUGGAGGCGGUCGCGGAGGCGGACGGGGGGGAUCGUUCCCCGCGGAGGGGGGGCAGGAUGGCGGACAGCCGUACAGGAACCGGCAGAUGCGCGGAGAGGACGGCGAGGUGUCCGGCGGCGGUGGUGGAAUCCGCAGCGGUGGUGGCGGCGGCGGCGGCGGCGGCGGUGGUGGCUAUGGCGGUCGCGGUCGUUCCGGCGGAGGUUCCCGAGGAGGCGACGGGGGGCGGAGGGCGCCUCGUCGGGAAUUCGACAGGCACAGCGGCACUGGCCGUGGCCACGAAAUGAAGCGCGACGGUGCCGGACGAGGCAACUGGGGCCGAGCCGACGAGGUGCCGCAAACGGGCGAGCAGGAGGAGGCGGGAGAGGAAGGGGAGGCCAAGCAGGCCAACGGAACGGCGGAGGGAGAGGCUGCUGCUGCUGAGGGCGACGCUGCUGCGGGGGAGGCUGCUGCUGAGGCUGCCCCUGCCGAGGAGGAGGACAAGGAGAUGACCCUGGAGGAGUACGAGAAGGUGCGCGAGGAGAAGCGCAAGGCGCUGGCGGCGAGCCGCACGGCGGAGGCGCGCAAGGUGGAGGUGGACCCGGAGAUGGCGGCCAUGGCGGUGCACAAGAAGAAGGACGUCGACGAGAGCGACGCCGUCUUCGUGAAACUCGGCGCUGACAAGGCUGUGAAGAAGCGCGAGAAGACGGACGAUGAAGACAGGCCUAAGACUGUCAACAUCAACGAUUUCCUGAAGCCAACGGACGGCAGCACCUUCACCCCCCGGCGCUCAGGCGGCCGCGGUGGUGGCAGGGGGCGUGGCGGAGGACGGGGGGGACGCGGGGGGCAGCAGCAGCAGCAGCAAGCAGUGGAGAUCGCAGAUCAGACCCAGUUCCCCUCCCUCGGGGCCGCUUGA
Closterium sp. Naga37s-1 is the source of this 1113-nucleotide messenger RNA. The record is from the annotation of a GenBank genome assembly. NCBI's taxonomy places the organism in Eukaryota, Viridiplantae, Streptophyta, Zygnematophyceae, Desmidiales, Closteriaceae.